Messenger RNA from Loa loa (African eye worm), 595 nucleotides. RefSeq lists its product as hypothetical. Lineage: Eukaryota; Metazoa; Nematoda; Chromadorea; Rhabditida; Onchocercidae. The transcript is spliced from 3 exons. The coding region runs from base 1 to 462 and encodes 153 amino acids. The record is from RefSeq and is a predicted model, not a curated record.
AUGAAGCUCUGCUUAUUCAUUGCAAUUGAGGAUAAAUAUACUUUCGUCUGUGGUUUACCUCUAAAAAACAGACAUCUUUGCGUCAUCUUUGCAAUCUUGCAGUUUCUUGUUGCUCUUGCUUCACUUCUUCAGCAUGUUUACUCGAUACGAAAACACAGUACCAUAUUUGCAUGCCAGUCGAAUAUUACAACAAGUUCAACUGCAGCUGAGAUGUUUUUAGCCUAUGAUAUUAUUAUAUUUGAUUACGGCCUAAUGCAUCGCGUAUUAGGAACCAGUGAGUGCAUAGCAAAUUAUCUGGACGGUGGUUUUAUGCGCUCCGUUUGGUGUUUGUCGCAUACCAGUUCACUGUUUUUAUUGCUAAUCGCAUUAUUUUUCCUUACUAAACCAAUCUGGUUACUUUGGCCAGGUAAGUGUUCAAUUCCGCCUGUUACUAUUAUUCUUGUCCUUUCACCACUGAUAUGAAAUCGUCCAAAAUCUGUUCCGCCCCACAACAAACAUUUAGCCUCCGUUAAAAGGAUCACAUUUGCAGUAUGAAACUUGUGUACUUCUCUGGUCCACACAGUACUGAAACAUCUUCGAAGAAAUCUUUCAGCAC